Arctia plantaginis is the source of this 3024-nucleotide messenger RNA. Lineage: Eukaryota; Metazoa; Arthropoda; Insecta; Lepidoptera; Erebidae. The record is from the annotation of a GenBank genome assembly.
AUGUGUAAUCCACGCAGAAGUUCUAGAAAAAGAGAUAUAAAAAAUGAUGAUUCCAAUCAAAGAGUCAAUGAAUUUUUCAACCAACGCAAUUCCAAGGACUCUAGCUGUGAAAAUGAUAAAAAGUCACAAAAGAGCAAACAAACUUGGAAUAAUGUCAAGAGAAUGAGGAAAGAAUUUAGUAAAUUAAAUAAAAAAAAUAGAGGUAAAUUAAAUGUUUCCAUUGAGAUGGUCAAGAAAACUCAAAAUUUGAAACCAAACACAUCAUUAACUGCUUCUCAACAUGUUGUUAACAUAGAUGAGAAUACACCUGACAAUACCAAUAAAGAAAAUGAAAUUAUAGCUGUAAAUUCAAAUGAGAUCAGUUUUAAAGAUCAACAUGCAACUCCAUGUGAAGACAUGGAUGGAAUUGCAAAAGAAUUAAAUUUACCACAACUAACUGUCGUGCCUAAGUUAAAUAACAAUUCUGUAUCAAACAAGAGUAAUAAUUCUCAAGAUAAGGAUAUGAGCUACAAUAACAGUACAACAAAACAAAGAAUUUCUUCCACAACAAAAAAACAGGAAUAUAUUAAUAAAACGAACCCUAGUUUAAUAGAAGUAAAUAGAAUGCCAUUCAUCAAGAAAAGUGCUUUAUGUCCCAAAAAUAUUCAAGUGACAUGUGACAAUGUGCCUAAUACUCCUCCACAGGAAACAAUUCCUGAUAGCUCUGACGAUAUUGAAAUUUCAAUUAAAAUAGGAUCUACAAUUACAAAUAUAUUAAUAAAAAAGAAAAAUGAUGUUCAGGUUAAAAUAAAUAAUGAUCGUGAAGUACAAACUUCAUUAGGUCCACACAAUUUGGAUCGAAAUCAGACCUCAGUAAAGGAUAAUGGUCUUCAUAAUAUAGAGAUAAGUAUAAGUAAAGCUGACAGCCAAGAGGCUCAAGUAAAUAUUAAAGAGAGUGGAACAAUCCCAGCAGCAGCAGAUAAAUCUACCACAGAAAAGAAAAAUACUGCUUCAGCAGAUACAGCUACUGUACAGUUUGAAAUAACUGAAAGUGUUGAAAAAGAGUUGUCAAAUGUAAUGGAAUAUGAGACUGUAGAGGGACAAAAAGAAACAUUCAGAAACGUAAAUAAUGUAUCUGAAAUACAGCAUGUUGACACAGCUGCAACUGGACAAGAGAAUCAGGCAAACUUUGAGGAUCUAAAUGAUUUAGAUAUAUUUACUGGUUCAGUUAAGGAAGCAAAUGUUCAUAUUAUACAAAAACAUGCACCUUCAGAAAUACUAAUAUCAACUGUUGGUAAUAAAGUAAAAACUCAGAAAAAUGCUGAGAAAAGAAAUAGGGAAAUAACAGAGGACGAAGUUUUACCGAAAAGUAAAAAAGUUAAAGUAACAAUACAACAAACAGGGAAUGACAAAAAUACUCCACCUGACAGUGAACCUGUUAACUAUGAUGUCAUUAUGGGGCAAGUCUUUGCCAGCAUUGAUGCUGACAUGGAAGAAAUACGGAAAAGUCAGGAUUUGCAAAGUAUUAAACACAUAGAAAAUAAUGAAACAAAAUCAGAUGCACACAAGAAUAAAGGUCUGUCUCAAGCACAGAAAACACAAAUGAUCAAACAUGCAAGUCAAAUACCAAACACAAAUAGUCAAGUGCCGACAAAAAAAUUGCCAGAGUGUAUAAAUGAGAAACACAGUGAAAAUAUAUUUAGCAUUUUGGAAAAAGAUGAUGACCAUUUGGAAGCAUCUACAGAUGAAAAAAUGCCCCAACAAGUAGAAGAAUUGUUAACACCAGUUGUAUGUGAGCAUUUAGAUUCUUUACAAGAUAGCGAUGAACCAGUACAGAAAACAAAUAAAUCAGUCAAAGGAUCAGAGAACUUUGAUGAUUCUGACAGAAGUGUUGUUGAAGAAACCCCUCAAAAGGAUCUGUCCUUCUUGAAAGUAAAGAGGACCAGCACUUUAAAUUUAUCACAGAUGGCUUUGUGUGAGACCAAGAAGAUUCCAUCCAAAGCGUCUGACCAAAGCAUCAAAAGUAUCAUCACUUUAACAGACACAGAGAGAGAAUCUAACGAUAGCAAUAAGGAUGUGACUUUAGUUGACCCAGUAGGAAAAAAACUAACAUUAGAAACUCCUCUCACUAUAACUAAAUUUGCUGACCAUAUUAUACAUAAAUCUACGCCGGUAGCAAGAAAGUCACUCAAUUUUGAUAAUGAGAAUGAAGAUAAUGACCCCGAACAGACACUUUGUUCAACAUCGGACAUAAUUGCUAAAACUACACAAGAAAAAGAAAUUAUGAGUAAAGCAUUUGAGAGCACACCAACAACACCUGCUGCCAGACCACUGCUAGCUAGAAAUAUGUCAAAAGCAAUCAAAAAGUUUUGUUUGGCUGCUUCUCGCUUGACAUCAGAUGAAAUUAGUAAAGUGAAAAUAGUCUGCGCUCAACUGAAAUGGAAAUAUGUCGACAAUUAUACAAAAGAUAUAACACAUUUAGUAGUCAGUGUUGAUGAAGAAAAUAAAUCACAGAGAUCGGUUAAGUACAUGUGUGCACUCGCUGAUUCUAAAUGGAUUGUGUCAUUUGCGUGGAUAGAACGUUGUCUAAGAACGAAAAGCGCUGUUGAUGAGGAAUAUUUUGAAGCUCUAGAUAGUUUUGGUGAACCAGGACCUAGGCGCUCACGCAUUGCUAAGCAAAAAUUAUUUCAAGGCAUUAAGUUUUACUGUAUGCCGCCUUUCAGCGUCCUCGAUGUUAGUACUUUGAAGGACAUGUUAACGGCCGCUGGCGGCCACGUUGUGAAAGAGAUUAAAGACGUACGAGUGGCGAAAGACAGUACUCAGCCUGCUUUACUAUUAGCUGAACCAGAAAAUACACAAGAAGACCGUUUUAUAUAUCUUGCAAUGGAACACAGUUUGGUACCAGUAAACUUUGAAUGGGUUCUCAAUUGUCUUGGAAGUUACUCAUUGGGAUCUAUUCAAGAACUAUUAUUGUGUCCGUCUUCUCUCCUUCCUGAAGCGACUGCUCGCUGGCCUGAAGUGUUACUCGCUCAAGAUUAUGAAUAA